GGAGUGAGUACUUCAAUACCGAGUGCGCUAGAUGUUACACCACAAAGUACUGCAACACGUAUCGCUGAUGAUGCACCUGAGCAGGUAGUACCUCGUCGUAGUGGAAGGGUUGUCCGACAGCCCGAACGGUUCAUUGGUCUGGAAGAGUCUUCUGAGGCGGUCCUGGACGUUCUUGAAUCCGACCCAUGGACAUACAAUGAGGCACUCCAAGAUCGGGACGCAGAGUCUUGGCAAAAGGUGAUGAAAUCUGAAAUAGAGUCAAUGGACACUAAUCAGGUCUGGGAUCUUGUAGAGCCACCCAGUGGCGUUCGCGCCAUUGGAUGCAAGUGGGUCUAUAAGAGAAAAAGAGGAGCAGAUGGGAAGGUUGAGACCUUCAAAGCUAGGCUUGUUGCGAAAGGGUACACUCAGAAAGAAGGGAUCGAUUAUGAGGAAACCUUUUCGCCGGUAGCCAUGCUUAAAUCCAUCAAGAUUCUCUUGGCUGUGGCCGCUCAUAUGGAUUAUGAGAUUUGGCAAAUGGAUGUUAAAACUGCUUUCCUUAACGGGAAUUUUGACGAGGACAUCUAUAUGCAGCAACCAGAAGGAUUCAUUACAAAGGGCCAAGAGCAUCUGGUCUGCAAGCUGAAGAGGUCCAUUUAUAGGCUGAAGCAGGCUUCGAG
This is a messenger RNA of Striga hermonthica, 656 nucleotides long. The record is from the annotation of a GenBank genome assembly. Lineage: Eukaryota; Viridiplantae; Streptophyta; Magnoliopsida; Lamiales; Orobanchaceae.